CCCUAUAAAGAGUAGCAGCCCAGAUCCAACACCAUAUCUAUUCACGCAGAAUUCUCUCCUCUUGACAUCUUCUGCUGCUUUCUCGUUUCUACUCAGUGAGGAAGAAAGGAAAAAAUGCAGGCAAGUGAUAGAUUCAAUAUCAACUCCCAGCUAGAACACUUGCAAGCUAGAUAUGUAGGAACUGGACAUGCUGACUUGACUAGAUUUGAGUGGGCAGUUAAUAUUCAGCGCGAUUGCUAUGCUUCCUAUAUUGGCCACUACCCAAUGUUGGCCUACUUUGCUAUUGCGGAGAAUGAAUCUAUUGGAAGAGAGCGCUACAAUUUCAUGCAGAAAAUGCUUGCACCUUGUGGUCUUCCACCAGAGAGGGAAGAUGAUUAAGAGUUUUAACAUGCUAUGCAGCUAAAUAUUCUGGUCAUCUUCAAACCAAGUCCUCUCUGCUCCUGCUAUAUUGUAAUAACAGGAUCUGUAUUAUAAUCUCUAGUGCAUUUCUACUUCUGUUAGCUUUGUAAGUUGUAACCCACCCAAUGGAUUACUUAUUUUCCUUUUUUGGAUGAUGGGGAUACCAGUAGUCACUUUCUGAGGGUGUCCACUUGGUAAACUAUGCGAUCAGCAUUGAUGCUGUUUGAUGUUAAUUUAAUCUGAGAUUUUUACAGUUCUUUA
Messenger RNA from Ipomoea nil (Japanese morning glory), 660 nucleotides. RefSeq lists its product as uncharacterized. Gene Ontology annotation, cellular component: precatalytic spliceosome; U2 snRNP. Bases 115 to 378 code for a protein of 87 amino acids. The transcript is spliced from 4 exons. The record is from RefSeq and is a predicted model, not a curated record. Gene Ontology annotation, biological process: mRNA splicing, via spliceosome. NCBI's taxonomy places the organism in Eukaryota, Viridiplantae, Streptophyta, Magnoliopsida, Solanales, Convolvulaceae.